Molecule: messenger RNA, 2519 nt
Organism: Cucurbita maxima (winter squash)
Lineage: Eukaryota; Viridiplantae; Streptophyta; Magnoliopsida; Cucurbitales; Cucurbitaceae
Product: O-fucosyltransferase 16
Exons: 10
Coding region: 176-1903 (575 amino acids)
Source: RefSeq, a predicted model, not a curated record
AAAGAAAAAAGAUGAGGAUUCUUCAGCCUAUGCUGGAGCCGUAGCACACAGAGAUCCAUUUUCGUUUCAUUUUUUUCUUUCCAUCUUCUUCUGCCCGUUUUCCUCCUUCCCAACCAGAGUCGAAGAGUGAUUCAGAGAGACACAGGAGCUUCGGUGGUCACUGUCACCAGGAGCUAUGGCUUUUCAGCGGCGGCGCAACCACUAUUAUCAUCGGUUUAGAUUCUUAAUCCCAUUCAUUUUGGCCAUUAGCGGUAGUCUGCUUCUCUUCUUUGCAGUUCUCUCUUUUCUCGCUCCUUCUCCCAAUGAUUCCGAUCAUUCCCGCCGCAUUCCUCCGGUUCAGUUCGAUGCUGCUUCCGUCGAGGAGAUUGGAGUUUCGCAUUUUCGCGUUCCGCGCAAUGGAGCGAGAUCCGCCCGUGAUCUUUGGACUUCCAGAAAUGCGAAGUUCUACUCUGGAUGUACUAAUGCUAGCAAUAAGUUUCAGAAGGCUAGUGCUAUUACACACCCGAAUCGAUAUCUGCUGAUCGCAACUAGUGGAGGUUUAAAUCAACAAAGAACUGGGAUAACAGAUGCAGUUGUUGCUGCACGAAUAUUAAAUGCUACCCUUGUUGUGCCUAAGCUUGAUCAGAAGUCCUUUUGGAGGGACUCCAGCAACUUUUCAGAGAUCUUCGAUGUUGAUUGGUUUGUGUCAUUCCUUUCAAGAGAUGUGAAAAUCAUUCAUCAGCUACCAAAGAGGGGUGGAAAAACAUGGAAUACGCACUCAAUGCGUGUCCCUAGGAAGUGUAGUGAAAGAUGUUAUCAGACCCGUGUAUUACCUGUUCUUUUGAAAAGGCAUGCUAUUCAGCUCUCCAAGUUCGAUUAUAGACUUGCAAACAGGUUGGAGACAGAUUUACAGAAACUGAGAUGUAGAGUUAACUACCAUGCCUUGAAAUUCACAGACCCAAUACAGAAAAUGGGUGAAAACUUGGUCCAACGAAUGCGAGCAAGAAGCAAGCAUUACAUUGCUUUGCAUCUCAGGUUUGAACCAGAUAUGCUAGCAUUCUCAGGUUGCUAUUAUGGUGGAGGUGAAAAGGAAAGGGGAGAACUUGGAGCGAUUCGAAGGCGAUGGAAAACAUUACAUCAAACAAGCAAUCCUGAUAAAGAGAGGAGGCAUGGAAAAUGUCCACUGACUCCAGAAGAGGUUGGUUUGAUGUUGAGAGCACUCGGAUAUGGGCAGGAUGUUCAUAUCUAUGUGGCAUCUGGAGAAGUUUAUGGAGGGGAAGAGACGCUAGCCCCUUUGAAAGCCCUUUUUCCUAAUUUCCAUUCGAAAGAGACCAUAGCUUCCAAGGAGGAAUUGGAGAAAUUUUCUUCAUAUUCUUCUCGCAUGGCUGCACUUGAUUUCAUUGUCUGCGAUGAGAGCGAUGUAUUUGUCACAAACAAUAAUGGUAAUAUGGCAAGGAUAUUGGCUGGAAGAAGAAGAUACUUCGGACACAAGCCUACCAUUCGUCCAAAUGCCAAAAAGCUGUAUAGGUUGUUCUUGAACAGAGCCAACAUGACAUGGAGAGCAUUUUCCUCCAGGGUUAGAACUUAUCAGAGAGGCUUCAUGGGGGAGCCAAAUGAGGUGAGGCCAGGGAGGGGUGAAUUUCAUGAAAACCCAUCGCCUUGUAUUUGUGCAGAUACGAAGCCUCGUCCGAAUUCUGACUCGGGAACCAGAACAUAUGGUAAGGGUGAUAUUAUUACACCAAGGAGAGAUGAGCCUGCGACGAUAGACGACCAAAAUAAUGAUUAUGAGUCAGAACGUGGCGACUCAGAUGAAGAGGAAGAACCAGCUGAUUUUCAAGAUAAAGGUCCUUUCAACGCAACAAGUUUGGAUUAUGAUGCAAAUAACUCUGAGGAGCCUGAAUUGGAAGAGAUGCUCUCCGACUAAACAAAGCUGUUUGCUGAUCCUUACUCAUGUUAGUACUUUACUAAACCCUUCACUCACAAACAAACUUUGCACCCCCCAACCUUGAAACGAAUCGAGAGUGAGAUCCCCAUAGAACAUUUUUGAUUCAACAAAACCUGUUGAUUUUGGUACGUGUGUCAUCCUGUAUAUAACACCCUAUCCCCAUCCCCAACCCCAUCCAGAGCCAAGAAAACAGUGUCCCAUGUUUUGAAAAAUCAUUACACGUUCUUUUCGGCCGCGUUUUUUGAACAGUCAGAUCUCGCCUCAUGAAUUUGAGUAUCUCAGCAAAGUGUUAUGGAGGGCUUUUGCAAUCAAGGUUGGUGGGUGGGUUAGGUAGGUAAGAGGAGGCUAAGAGGAGGAGCUUGCAGGAAGCAGAGAAAUUCGUUGCCGUUGUCAGGUUCUUCUGAGGUAGGGCUUUGAAACCUUGCCUGUACAUUUAUUCAGUGAUAUUCUCAAGUGAUUUUGCCGUGUGAAAUUAGGCUUUGUGUGCGUUCUCUUCAUUUUGUAGGGAUGGGUUUCUAGUUUGAAUACGAUUAUUACCCCUUCAAAUUUUGCUUACCCCUUCUAGUCUCUCGUAGAUUGAUUAGCCCUUCCAGCA